This is a messenger RNA of Suillus fuscotomentosus, 1100 nucleotides long. RefSeq lists its product as uncharacterized. The record is from RefSeq and is a predicted model, not a curated record. Lineage: Eukaryota; Fungi; Basidiomycota; Agaricomycetes; Boletales; Suillaceae. The transcript has 4 exons. Bases 87 to 965 code for a protein of 292 amino acids.
GCCAACUCCCCGGACCGACAAACCCAGUCCCUCCCCCUCCCCCUCCUCCAUACCAUUUGGGUGGGUAUCCCCCCGCCUUCCAGGGUAUGGGUGUACCGCCAGCGGCUGCGCCGCCUCAACAUCCUUCCGCACCCCCCUCGGCACAACCUUUCCACCACACGCAUUCGGAGCAAGGACCGGAGGAACAAGCACAAGUAGCUGACGCUGAGGAGAGCGCUGUCAAGCGCGGAAAGCGCAAGGCAGUGGACUUGGAUGACAAUGAUGCUCCCCCACGAAAAAAGCAAACGGUUCACCCCCUUGUUGACUACCUCGAUUUCGAACUGGUCGAAAAUAACGGUGAGGUCCGUUACAAGUGCUGCCUGUCGCAGUGCGAAAACGUGCCUGCAGUGCCACGCGCUGGCAUAGAAGACCAUACCAAAUGGAAGAGGCACCCGCAGGUCAGGUCUCGGUCCCCAUCCCUAGAGUACUACGAGGCUGAAAAUGACGGGGACUUUUCGAACUCUUGUUCCAACAACCAGCAAGAGACUUACGGGAUACUUCAAAAAACUUGCGAAGGUUCGACCUCAAACGAGCUGUUUGGAUCUUUUUCUAACGGUUUUGAAGAAACUGCCGAUUUGACUUCGAGCGAGUCAUUGGAAAAGUCCGACAACAGUCUUGACGAGACUACGGAUUCGGGUUGGGACGAGGGAUUCAACGAUUUUUUCGACAUCGAAGCAGCUUGCGAACCGGUUUCUGGUGAGCAGAUUGAAGAGUCGGUCAACAAUCCUGAAGAAACAAUCGAUUCGGCUUCGGGCUCGCUUGACGACGAUCUUUAUGGAACUGUUGGUUCGACUUCGGACGAGCAGUUGGAAGAGUCUACCGACAGCCCGGAGAAGAGUGGUGUUCACCCAAUGGACAAUAUGACAUCGGAAGAGUUGCUUGAAUAUUGUAUCAACCAUCUUGAUGAAACUUACAACUUCACCUAGGCUCCGGGCGAGUCGUUGAAUGAUGUGUAUUUUACAUUAUUUGUUUUCUUUCUGGGUAUUUUGAAUCGUUGCAGCUUCACCCUUACUAUGUAUUAUCAUUAUGACAUACUGUACUAUGAUGCAUGCUAACCACAA